AUGCAAGAACUCUGCAACCCACUCCGCUGCGACGAUGGAACUCUCGCCGCGGACAGCGCCCUAUCUCGAUGGGGCCAACUGCUCGUGGAAGCGUCUACCAAAAUAGACCGACCGGCGGACAAUCCAACGCGGUAUGCCAGGUGGAUGCAGGCUGCUGGUUUCAAGAAUGUGGGGACUGUCGUGUACAAGUGGCCAACUAAUCCCUGGAGUCAAGACGAGGGCGAGAAACUGAAGGGAUUGUGGAAUUUGUACAACGUCCUGGAAAGGCUGCCUGAGUUUACGAGUAUGUUGCUUACCAAGGUGCUGGGGUGGCGCCAGGAAGACAUCCAUUCUUUGUUGGUGGAUGUACGUGCUGAGUUGCAGGAUCCUAAAGUGCAUGCUUAUUGGCCAGUGUAUGUCGUUUACGGGCAGAAACCGCUGUCUGAGACAGACCAGAUCUAG
Messenger RNA from Aspergillus melleus, 441 nucleotides. RefSeq lists its product as uncharacterized. The transcript is spliced from 2 exons. Bases 1 to 441 code for a protein of 146 amino acids. The record is from RefSeq and is a predicted model, not a curated record. NCBI's taxonomy places the organism in Eukaryota, Fungi, Ascomycota, Eurotiomycetes, Eurotiales, Aspergillaceae.